UUAUCCAAUGAUACCCUGAACACCAAACAUUUUUCUUUAUUCACUUAUCUCAUCUGUUGCCUGUGAGUUUGCUGACUGAACAUUUACUGUUAUUGUUUUUUUAGAACAUCAGAUGUAGAUCUACAUCAGCAGUUGAUUAAUUUCAGCAGAAAUCUGACAAUGAAGCUGGUUUCAGUUUUCCUCCUCCUCCUGGCUCCACUGUUGGCCAGCUGCCAGAAGCUCCUCCAACCGGUAGACUGCAGUGCCAUCUAUCAGCAAGACAAAAGCACACCCAGUGGAGUGUACACCAUCUAUCCCCCUGGAAAGGGGUCUGCUGUUGAGGUGUACUGUGACAUGGCUUCAGAAGGAGGACGGUGGACGGUGUUCCAGAGGAGGAUGGACGGCACGGUGAACUUCUACAGGGGCUGGGAUCAAUACAAGACCGGCUUUGGUAGCGCUGCUGGAGAGUACUGGCUCGGUCUUGACAACAUCCACUACCUGACAAACAACAAGAAGAGUGAGCUGCUGGUCGACAUGGAGGACUUUGAGGGGAGAAAAGUGUUCGCUCGGUACUCUUCGUUCUCCGUUGGGACAGAAUGUGACGGAUAUGUGCUGAGUGUGUCUGGAUUCAUUAAUGGAGGGGCAGGAGACUCUCUGAGUUUUCACAACGGAAUGAAGUUCACCACCCUCGACAAAGACCAGGACACCUGGCCUGGGAACUGUGCCAGAUCAUUCCUGGGGGCGUUCUGGUAUGCCGCCGGUCACUAUGCAAAUCCGAACGGCGUUUAUCGUUGGGGGACUGACAGCACUAUCUUUGCUGUUGGAGUGAUUUGGUACCAAUGGAAAGGUCAUGACUACUCCCUGAAGACCAUCAGCAUGAAGAUCCGUCCUGUGCUUUAGUUCUCCAGGACCAACGUCGAGCAGAAUCUCAGCUCAUCUCCUGUGAUUUAUUUCUCUUUCUCUCAUUAAGUAUUUUAUGUAACAACAGGUCUUAUUUUCCUGAAACUGGGCACCAGCACAAGAAAACCAACUGAUGUUUGAAAUUGUAGCGCUCCCCUCAGUAUUUAUAUUGAUGAGGGCUGGGCUUUUGGGUUCUUUUAAGAUAUUUAUCAAAUGUGUUUUAACCCUGAUCAACUCAAUCAAUGAAGGAACACUGUCAGUGUUUGUUUUUAGAAAUUGGCCAAUAAUCCAUUUUUAGCACGGUGUGGUCAGAUUUUUGAGGCAUCAGUAACAAGAACCGCUGUUUUAAUGCAAGACAAAUAUCCUUCAUUUUUUCACAUCAACAUUUCACAUUUUUGUAUUGUCCCAAAGUCAAUAACAAAGUCAAACUGUGCAAAACGCAUGUUUUAUUCUUUUUUGGGAACUCUCUUUUUUUUAGUACACAUUUGAAA
This is a messenger RNA of Perca flavescens (yellow perch), 1370 nucleotides long. Its product is annotated as microfibril-associated glycoprotein 4-like. Bases 160 to 879 code for a protein of 239 amino acids. Gene Ontology annotation, molecular function: extracellular matrix structural constituent; protein-macromolecule adaptor activity. Lineage: Eukaryota; Metazoa; Chordata; Actinopteri; Perciformes; Percidae. Gene Ontology annotation, cellular component: fibrinogen complex. The transcript has 6 exons. The record is from RefSeq and is a predicted model, not a curated record. Gene Ontology annotation, biological process: platelet aggregation; positive regulation of heterotypic cell-cell adhesion; fibrinolysis.